UUUUAGCUCACGCCAAGGGCAUUACAUUUUCAUUUCUGUUUGCAGCUUCUGAAACCUUUGACACUUUCAUCAUUGUUUAGGGUUUUCUCUCGAUCGUAAUUUCUGCAACAAUGGGAAGAAGAAGAAGAAGAGAAACGUUUCCACACGAAGAAGAUGAGCGAGAGAAAAUCAGAAAGAAAGGAAAAAUCAAAGAAUCUGUUACCUUCGAAGUUGACGACGACGACGAGGAAGACUUGGAUGUUUUUGAGAAUGAUGGGUUUAUUGUUGAUGAUGCCGAAGAUGAUGAGGAGGAAGAAGGAGAAAAUAAAAAACAAGCACAAAAGAAGAAAAAAGAGAGGAAAUCAUUGAAAAACAUUGUUCUUGACGAUGAGGAUCUUGAGUUGAUUCGCGAGAACAAGAGCUUCAAUCAAGAAACAUUGAGAGAUGGAAAAUUCAAGAGGCUUAGAAAGGCUGGUGUAGACUCUGAGCUGAUGGAAUACUCUUCUGAUGAUGGAGUAUCACUCUUUGAUGAUAUUGCUGAAGAUGAGACUAACGAUGAUGUAGAGGAUGACAUGGCAGAUUUUAUAGUGGAUGAUGAAGAUGUCAUCUAUGGUAAGGGAGAUUCUCUCAGACAAAAAAAGCUUAAAGGCAUAAAAAAUUCGCCCGCAUUUUCAAAAGACAAACAUAGUUUUGGCAAGGAAGGUCAGCUGGAAAACCACAUUGGGAAAGUUCAAAUUCAUGCUACUAAGUCUGAUGAUCCUAACAAGUAUAAAUCAUUCAUCCCUACUGACAUGCACACAGCUGGAGAGGAUAACUGUGUAAAUGAUAUGGACAUACCUGAGAGAAUGCAGAUAAUUCAGGACAUUGUAGGAUCUGCAAUUGACAGAAUGAGUAUAGAAGAAGAAAGUUCAUGGAUACUAUGUCAACUAGCAUCCAACAUAAAUCCAUUGUUCAAUGAGGCUAAAUCCUGCAGAUUAGUCAAUACAGCAAAAAGGGAAGAUAUUAUUAGUUUCUUGGAAUUGCAUCAUACAAUGAAAUAUGAUAUUCCAUUUAUUGCAAUGUACCGGAAGGAACAAUGCCUUAGUCUUCUAGAAGAUCCAAAAGCGGAAGAAUUAGAAAACAUAUUCAAUGAUAUUGAAAGAAAGCCUAUGUUGAAAUGGCACCAGAUGCUCUGGAUAAUACAGGAAUUGGAUAAAAAGUGGUUGUUUCUUCAAAAGCGGAAGAGCUUGCUCAUGGAAUACUAUAACAAACAUUUUGAGGAAGAACGCGAAAUGUCUUUCCUUGUUGAUGAAUCCAGUUUUCAUAAGCAGAUAUUUGAUUCAAUCACCAAUAUGCUCAAGAAGGCUGAAACUGAGAGUGAGAUUGAUGAUAUUGAUAGGAAGUUUAAUUUGCAUUUUCCACCAGCUGAGGUGUUUCUUGAUAGUGGUUUUAAAAGGCCUCUGACAAAAUCAUACUACACCAAUUGCAAUAAGGCAGGGCUGUGGUCACUUGCAAACAAAUUUGGCGAUCCUGAGAAAUUUGGUUCUUUAGUUACUCUUGAGAAAGUGGGAACAAAUAGUGAAGAAGAUCCGCAGGAAUCUCCAGAGGAAAUAGCAUCAAUGUACAAGUGUCAAACCUUUCAAACUACAGAAGCUGUACUUAAAGGGGCUAGACACAUGGCUGCAGUGAUGUUAAGCAGUGAGAUUCCUUUCAGGAAAUAUGUGCGCACCAUAUUUAUGGAUAAGGCAUUAGUUUCAACUAGCCCUACAAUAAAAGGAAAUACAACAAUAGAUUCCUUUCAUGAAUUUGCUGGUGUUAAGUGGCUGCGGGACAAACCUCUCUCAAAGUUUGAGGAUUCCCAGUGGCUAUUCAUUCAGAAGGCUGAAGAAGAGAAACUUCUUCAAGUUAAAAUAGAGUUGCCUGAUCAUACCAUAAAUGAAUUGACAAUGACUUGUAAAGAUUCCUAUCUCAAAGAUGGUGAAGGAAUAUCUACUAGGAUUUGGAAUGAACAGCGUAAAUUAAUCAUGCAGGAUGCCAUUUCAAAUUUCCUUUUGCCUGCUAUGGAAAAGGAUGCUCGGGCAUUGUUAAAUGCUAAGGCUAAAAACUGGUUAUUAAUGAAGUAUGCAAAGGAAGUGUGGAACAGAGUCUCUGUGGCACCGUAUUUGAAAAAUGAAAGUGACACUGCACAGAAGAAUGGAGUCAUGGCUUGUUGUGGGGGAAAUGGAAAGCCAGGUACCUCAUUUGUCAUGUUGGAUUCUGGAGGAAAAUUGGUUGAUGUGAUGCAUGCUCGUUCACUUACACUACGAUCUCUGAAUAUCAUUGACCAGCAGAGCAAGAAAAAUGAUCAACAGUGUGUCCUAAAGUUCCUAACAACUUAUCAACCACGUGUUAUUGUACUGGGAGCAGAUAAUGCAUUCUGUUUAAGGUUGAGGGAGGAGAUUAAUGAGAUUAUUUCAAUGAUGUCGGAGCACAAUGUUCAAAACUUUAGUCAACAAAUGGAAGGAGUGCCACCAGUUGUGUUAGGGGAUGAAGGCUUGCCUCGUCUUUAUGAAGAUUCAAAAAUUUCUGAGAACCAGCUUCCCAGACAACAUGGCAUUGUCAAGAGAGCUGUGGCUCUUGGACGUUACCUUCUAAACCCGCUGGCUAUGGUGGCAACAUUAUGUGGAGUGAAAAAUGAGAUUGUGUCAUGGAAGUUGAACACCCUGGAGAAAUUCCUAACAAGUGAUGAGAAGUUAGAGAUAAUUGAAUGGGUCAUGACAGAUGUUACAAACCAAGUAGGCAUAGACAUAAAUUUGGCCAUCCGACAUGACUGGCUGCUAGCUCCUUUGCAGUUUGUUUCUGGUCUUGGACCCAAGAAAGCUGGCGUGUUGCAUAGAGAAUUACUUGGGGGUACUGAUGUGAGAAAUAGAAGGGAUUUGGCUAAAUUUGGGCUGGAUAAAGAGAAGGUUUUCUGCAAUGCUGUUGGCUUUUUAAAGGUUUCUUGCGAUGAAGAAAACUUUGUUGACAAUGGUAGCAAUACUCUUGAUCAUACAAGAAUUCAUCCAGAGUCGUAUAAUCUUUCUGAGGAAUUAGCAUUAGCUGUUUACAAGAAACAUGUUCCUGAUCCAGAAGCUAAUUUUUCUGGAGUGAAUGCAAUUGAAUACAUUCAAAAUGAUCCAAACCUGCUUGAGAAUUUUGAUUUAAAUGAAUAUGCUGAUAGAUUGGAAAUAGAAAAAGGUGAAUACAAAAGGAUUACUCUUAUUGACAUAAAGAUGGAAUUACUUCAUGGAUUUAAGGAUCCUAGGAUUCCCUAUACGGAACUGACUCAAGAGGAGGAAUUCUAUAUGAUAACUGGAGAAACUGGGGAUGCACUAGUUGAAGGAAAAAGAGUUCAGGCAACAGUUCGUAACGUGAUGUCUAAACAGGCAUUUUGUGUGCUUGACUCCGGAAUGACUGGAGUACUUUUUAAGGAGGACUUUUCAGAUGAAACUGAGAAUAUCUCUUUAACAGACAAAUUGCAUCAAGGUGCCGUGCUUACAUGCAAGAUCAAACUAAUUGAUAAGAACAAAUGUUGGGUCAAUCUGACUUGUAAAUUGAGCGAGCUGAAGAAUGAUGGUGAGCAAGGUUUCCAUGACAUGGAUCCUUAUUAUCAUGAAGGAAACAUCAUUUCAAUUAGUCAGGUGGAGAGAGCAGACAAAAUGGAGCUUGGAACUAAAAAUUUCAAGCCCAGGAUGAUUUCUCACCCCAAUUUUCAAAAUAUAACUGCAGAUCAAGCAAAACAGUUCCUUGCAGAUCAGGAAGUUGGGGAAUAUAUUUUUCACCCAAGUUCAAGGGGUCUUAGUUUUUUGAUCCUGUCUAUUAAAAUUUUUAAUGGAGUUUAUGUACACAAAGACAUUGUGGAAGGUGGCAAGAGUCAAAACUUGCCUGAACUUGGAGAGACAUUAAAAAUAGGAGAGGAAACAUUUAAGGACAUAAAUCAGGUUAUUGAACACUAUGUCAAUCCAUUGGUAGUUCAUCUGAAAGAUAUGAUUAAUUUCCGAAAAUUUAAGAAGGGCACAAAAGCUGAGGUUGAUGAACUCUUAAAACUUGAGAAGGAUGAAUAUCCAAAUAGGAUAGCAUAUGGCUUUGGCAUUUCAUAUGAGCAUCCUGGCACUUUCAUCUUGUCUUACAUUAGAAGUAGAAAUCCACAUCAUGAGUUUGUUGCUAUCCAGCGAAAGGGAUUCAAGUUUAGGAAGCAAAUAUUCAAAAAUAUUGAGCAGCUGGUGGCAUAUUUUCAAAAUCAUAUCAAUGAUAAUGUUGCACCUGCAAAAUCCUGCAUAGCAGUUGGAUCAUUUAGGGAGUCCUUGUCUGGAGGAUGGAGAAGCAACAAUGUAGAUCAGCACACUGAAUCAAUAGCUUACAAUGACAGUGGAAAUGGUAGUAAUGCUGGUUGUGGCCGUGGCCGUGGAGGCCGUGGACGAGGCCGCGACCGUGGAGGCUGUGGACGUGGCCAUGAUAGUGGAGGUUGUGGACGUGGAUUUGGCCAUAGAUCUGGCUCUCGUGAUUAUUUUAAUGGUGAUGACAAUGAUGGAAGUAGUUUUCCAAGUUCAAAUUGGGGCUCUGGUUCUAGAGAUUCCCCUGAUGAUUCCUUUGGUGCAGGUAAGAGUUGGGAAGUGAGGGGUUCUGGAGAAGGCAAUGGCGGGAGACAAGGUAGGGGUAGGGGAAGGGGAAGAGGAAGAGGAAGUAGAGGAAGCCAAGGUGAUGGCCAAGGACGUGUUCCUUGGGGUGGAAAUAGCCACGAGAGAGGUGGUUAUAGUGAUGGCAAUAGUGAUAGUGGUUGGGGACAAGGUCAGGAUCAGGGAAGAGGAAGCGAUGGUAAUGGCCAAGGACGUGGUCGAUGGGGUGGAAACAACUCAAAUGAAGAAAGGAACAAGGACGAAGAGAGCAGAGGAAAUGGCAGUUGGGGAUUCGGUAAUGCUGGGUCAGGAAAUGAGAACUCAGGAAGGGGGAAGAAUGCAACUCCCUCUGGUGAUGGCAGUGGAUGGGGAGGGACAGGGGGUAGUAGUUGGUAACUAUUUUAACUGCCAGUGAUUCCUAGUGGUUGUUAUUUUCCUCUCUAGAAAUGAAUGAUAUCUUGUUUAGGGUACAUCUUAUUAUAUAUUUGGCCUGGUUACUGGUUAGUAUUUACGCAAACAUAAUAUUUGCAACGUAUUACUUGAUAAGUUCGUCAUCACAUUUAGGGACAUAUUUUAACAGUUUCUCUUUAUCUUAAUCUUUCUUCCCUCCCCUGUUCAAUUAAGGAGAUUGUUAUCAUACAAUUUUAUCUUUUA
Glycine soja is the source of this 5246-nucleotide messenger RNA. RefSeq names its product transcription elongation factor SPT6-like. The coding region runs from base 111 to 4988 and encodes 1625 amino acids. Gene Ontology annotation, cellular component: transcription elongation factor complex. Gene Ontology annotation, molecular function: nucleic acid binding; histone binding; nucleosome binding. The record is from RefSeq and is a predicted model, not a curated record. The transcript is spliced from 18 exons. Gene Ontology annotation, biological process: positive regulation of transcription elongation by RNA polymerase II; nucleosome organization; transcription elongation by RNA polymerase II. Lineage: Eukaryota; Viridiplantae; Streptophyta; Magnoliopsida; Fabales; Fabaceae.